CAACCCACAUCCACACCCCACUAGCGCAGAUCGGAUCCGUACCACCCCACCGGUGGCCAUGGCCGAUCUCCUCGAGCUCCAGGGCAGGCACGGCAAGUCCCGCGUCCGCGUCUCCCGCGUCUGGCGCCGCCCCGCGGCGGGCGGAGGCCACGUCAUCGUCGAGUGGAGCGUCGCCGUGAGCGUCGUCUCCGACUGCCUCCCCUCCUACACCUCCGACGACAACUCCGCCAUCGUCGCCACCGACUCCAUCAAGAACACCGUGUAUGUGAAGGCGAAGGAAUGUACGGAGGUGGUUUCCAUGGAGGAAUUCGCCGUGAUUCUGGGAAGGCAUUUCACCUCGCUGUACCCGCAGGUCUCAGAGGCCACGGUGACCAUCGUCGAGCGUCCAUGGGAGCGUGUGGUUGUCGAUGGGAAGCCUCAUUCCCACGGGUUCAAACUUGGUGUUGAGAAGCACAUUACAGAGGUCAUUGUGAAGAAGUCUGGAAACCUACUUAUAAAUUCUGGAAUCCAAGGAUACUCGUUGCUAAAGACAACUCAGUCUGGGUUCGAAAAGUUUGUGAGGGAUCGCUACACACUUCUUCCAGAUACAAGAGAAAGGAUUGUAGCAACAGAAGUAACUGCUUGGUGGAGGUAUCCUUUUGAGCAUGUUUUCCAGAUCCCGUCAAAGCCAUUCUGCUUCACACAAAGGUACCAGGACGUAAAGAAAGUUCUUGCAGACACGUUCUUUGGUCCUCCGGAUGUUGGAGUGUAUAGUCCAUCAGUGCAGAAUACACUAUACCUGAUGGCUAAGGAAGUUCUUAACAGGUUUCCGGAUAUAGCAUCUGUUCAGCUUAGGAUGCCGAACCUCCACUUUCUGCCUGUUAACUUAGGGAACAAAGAAAAUCCAGGAUUAGUGAAGUUUGCUGAUGAUGUCUACCUGCCGACCGAUGAACCACACGGGACCAUUGAAGCAACGGUGAGCCGUCCCAAGUCAAAGCUGUAAUUUAGCGAUCAAGGCUUACUUGGGAGGCUCUCGAUCUGGUUUCCAAGGUCAAGAGGAGAAAGGAACUGUGUGGCAACCCCUUGGAAAGGGGACAUAAAUAAAUAAACAGUAUGUGUUCAGCUAGAUGACUUGUACAUGGCCACUGGCCAGCAAGAGUUCGGCGGCCGUUGUAAAUCCUGAACUGUCUUGUUGUAUGAAACCUCUAAUGUCCCAACUUGCGUUGUUGAGAAAUGGAAGCUAGUAAAUGUUAUUUUUUUCUUA
Molecule: messenger RNA, 1243 nt
Organism: Oryza brachyantha (malo sina)
Lineage: Eukaryota; Viridiplantae; Streptophyta; Magnoliopsida; Poales; Poaceae
Product: uricase-2
Exons: 8
Coding region: 59-982 (307 amino acids)
Biological process (GO): urate catabolic process; purine nucleobase catabolic process
Cellular component (GO): peroxisome
Molecular function (GO): urate oxidase activity
Source: RefSeq, a predicted model, not a curated record